Anthonomus grandis grandis is the source of this 1513-nucleotide messenger RNA. RefSeq names its product dynein axonemal assembly factor 4-like. NCBI's taxonomy places the organism in Eukaryota, Metazoa, Arthropoda, Insecta, Coleoptera, Curculionidae. Gene Ontology annotation, biological process: inner dynein arm assembly; cilium movement; outer dynein arm assembly. Gene Ontology annotation, molecular function: protein binding. The record is from RefSeq and is a predicted model, not a curated record. The coding region runs from base 95 to 1336 and encodes 413 amino acids. The transcript is spliced from 4 exons.
GUUAUCAUUGAUCGCGCUCUGUAGCCUAGGAAAUGUAUUCUGUCAUCAGUAGUUUGAUCGAUGGAACGUAUGUAAACAAACAAAAUAUUACAAAAUGCCAAUUAUAAUUCAAGAUUUAACAUGGAAACAAACUGAAGAUAGGGUUGUUAUUCAAGUACCAUUGCACGGAGUACCUCAGACAAGAGUCGAUCUCUUUACUUCACCACGAUACAUCAAGGCAUCAUUCGAAUCGUUCUUUUUUGACGCGGUUUUGCGUGAAGAAGUCGACGUCUCUCAAAGUACAUGUACUAAAUCCCCAACCUGUAUCUUGUUCGAUUUGAAAAAAUGUUCUCAAAAUACUUGGGAGACCCUGGAAGUGACGGAUCUUACAAAAAAGGAAAAAAACGCUUUAAAGCAAAAACUCAUAGAAGAAGAGCAUGAGCGGAUAAAAAAACGAGAUGAGGAAAGAAAAAGCAAAAAGGCUGAAUUAAAAAGGGUAGCAAUAAAUGAACAGAUCGAGUUAGAUACAAGAGUCAGAACGGAAAUAGAAGAAAUAAAAAAGGCCGAGGAAACCCGUGCUUUGGGAGACUUAGAAAAUUGGAAAUCAUCCAUGGAACAAACUCGAAAAAUUAAACCAAAAAUAGUUGAGUUAGAGGAACAAAGUAAGCAACCUGAUAAGCCACCUAAAGUAAUGCUGCAAGAAAAGGAGAAAUCUGGAAAAAACAAACGAAAUAAUUUAAAAGAAGUUACAAAAGUUGCAUUACCAAAGCCUAGAAAUACCAGGGCAUUACAAAUACUCUUCACACCUAGAGAAUUUCCAACUCCAUCAAGGGAAUCUAGAUUAGAUGAAGAAAAUGAUUUUUUGGCCAAACAGGCUGAAGCUAGAAGAUCGGCUGGUUUUGUAGAUGCAGAUUUAAGACCAGAAGAAAAGAACCCGCAAUAUUUACUUGCAAAAGGCAAACAGUUCUUGAAGGCUCAGAAUUAUUUAGGGGCUAUCAGUGCUCUUAGUUUUGGGAUAAAAUUAGCCCCAAAGUUUAUUGAUUUGUAUAUUGCCCGGUCUGAAGUUCAAAUUAUCGUUGGGAAUUACAACAGAGCCAUUGAAGACUGCACGGAAGCCCUAAAUUUACUGAAGCCUGCUUUACCAGUAAAUAAAGAAGAUAGAGCUCUUUGCUUAGGUAGGAGAGGAGAAGCUCUAUUUAAGUUAGGGUUUUUAAAACAAGGAAUUUCUGAAUUGGAAGCUAGUAAUAAAUUGAACAAAUGUAAUGAGUUUGAAAAGUUAUUAGCGGAGUUUAAAGCUGAAAUGGCAGAAGCUGAGUUAAAGCAGGAAGAAAAUUUUAAUAAAAAAGUAGAAUCCUAAUUUUAUUUUAUGAUUAAUGCAGAUUUAUGUUUUUCCAGCUAUUUUUGUAAGUAAUUUAUUUUAGUACUGAGUAUGUCUCAAAGUCAAAAGAAAUAACUGUUAUUAUUGGGAUGAAAAACAUAGUGUAGGUAAAUGAAUAAAACCUGAUACCUUACAAUAAACCUGGAUAAAUCGAAA